UUACACACGCCCGUCCCUGUCACAUCCCUCAGCACCACAGCCAGCUCCCUCCCGCAUUCUCACGCACACCCCUGUCCUUGUUUUGCGGAGCCAACUUUUGACUAUAGGCUGGUGGAGUUGUGAUUUGCGAAUGUUUUCUCUGUCCAUGCUUCUCAUGCGAGGUGGCAGACAGAAGGAAGACAGAAGGAAGAGGAUCUUCAGCACAACGCACUGAGAUGCAUUGAACAUCAUGCAGUGACUGCUCCUCACACUAGAUUUCUUAUUUACCUUUAUUUUAGUGCUUAGCGCUGCAUCGAAGAUUGCAAGACGACGUGUAAAAGAGGAAGAAGACUUUACAGUGGAAAAAGACAAUCUGCAUGUGAAAGCACUGGAUCUAGUGCUAUCGGAGGCAAGCGAUGCAGCCUACUAGCAAGCUCCUGAGUCUCACCCUCCUUGUCUUGAUGGGCACCGAACUCACCCAAGUGCUCCCAGCCAACCCUGAGGAGUCAUGGCAGGUGUACAGCUCAGCACAGGACACGGAGGGCCGCUGUGUCUGCACCGUGGUGGCGCCUCAACAGUCCAUGUGCUCGCGGGACGCCAGGACCAAACAGCUCCGGCAGCUGCUAGAAAAAGUCCAGAACAUGACCCAGUCUAUCCAGGUGCUAGACCAGCGGACCCAGAGAGACCUGCAGUACGUUGAGAGGAUGGAGGUCCAGCUGAAAGGUCUGGAGACCAAGUUUAAACAGGUGGAGGAGAACCACAAGCAGAACAUUGCCAGGCAAUACAAGGCAAUAGAAGCGAAAAUGGAGGAACUUAGGCCAUUGAUACCAGUGUUGGAGGAGUACAAAGCCGAUGCAAAAUUGGUAUUGCGGUUUAAAGAGGAGCUCCAGAAUCUGACGUCUGUGCUAAACGAACUCCAGGAGGAGAUCGGCGCCUAUGACUACGAGGAGCUACAAAACAGAGUGUCAAAUCUUGAAGAGAGGCUUCGUGCAUGCAUGCAAAAAUUAGCAUGUGGGAAACUGACAGGGAUCAGCGAUCCAAUCACAAUUAAGACGUCUGGAUCAAGGUUUGGAUCCUGGAUGACUGACCCCCUGGCUCCUGAAGACGACACUAGGGUGUGGUACAUGGACGGCUACCACAACAAUCGAUUUGUGCGGGAGUACAAGUCCAUCUACGACUUCAUGAAUUCCGACAACUUUACGUCUCACCGCCUCCCCCACCCGUGGUCAGGCACAGGCCAGGUGGUCUACAACGGUUCCAUCUACUUCAACAAGUUCCAGAGCCACACCAUCAUCAAGUUUGACUUCAAGACCUCCGUCAUCAGCAAGUCACGCCAGCUGGACUACGCCGGCUACAACAACAUGUACCACUACUCCUGGGGUGGCCACUCAGACAUCGACCUCAUGGUGGACGAGAGUGGGCUCUGGGCCGUCUACGCCACCAAUCAGAACGCAGGGAACAUUGUCAUCAGCAAACUGAACCCCAACACCCUGCAGAUCGUCAAGAGCUGGACUACCAACCACCCCAAGAGGAGCGCAGGAGAGGCCUUCAUGAUAUGUGGUACGCUGUAUGUCACCAAUGGCUACUCCGGUGGGACCAAGGUGUAUUAUGCCUUCAGCACCAACUCGUCCACCUAUGAGUACAUUGACAUACCAUUCCAGAAUAAGUACUCUCACAUCUCCAUGCUGGACUAUAACCCUAAAGACAGAGCACUGUACGCGUGGAAUAAUGGUCACCAGGUGCUUUACAAUGUCACUUUGUUCCAUGUCAUUCGCUCAGAGCAGGAUCAGUAGAUAGCCACGCUGUUACUUUCUCAGUCACUGGCAGACCUGGGUUCAAAUACUAUUGGAUAACUUUCAAAUACUUUUAGCAUUUGCGUUAGCCUGCCUGGAGUGCCAGAUGGGCAGGGUUUGCAGUUUUGCAACAAUUGUAUUAAUUCCAUUAUACCAGGCAAGCUCAAUCAUGCCCAGCUAGAUCAAGCAAAUUUGAACCCAGGUCUGGUCCACGGAUGCUUCAAAGUAGAGGAGAUGCUAUAUGUAACUGUGGAAGUAGAGAAGUAUCCUAUAUUUUACUCAGUAACAAGAAAUACAGUACCAAAUUAUAUAUAAUGUAUAGAAACGCAGAGUAAGAACAGGUACUGAAAAAAUGUCAUGCCUUUCUUGUUUUAGAUGACUUCAAAAGGCUUAUAACGAUUGUGAUUGACUUUUUUUUUUGGAUCACAGAUAGUGCAGCCUAUUGUAUCAUAGUCUUGAAUUUAAUUACAUUUGGAAUUGAAGAGGGAUUAAAUCCUGGGCCUUGUUUAUCAACCUGUAUUAAACCAAACUUUAGGACACAAACACACAAUCAUGACCAUUUUCCCCAGGUGGGUGCUCCUCAUUGGUGGUGGGUGAGGUGAGGUCACAUUUCCCCUAUACAUUGUGAAGUACACUAAGCAUCUGGAAAAGCACUAAAUAACAAUCAAUGUCUUUAUUAUAAUUCAUUCAUUCAUUAUAAUUACAUGAUCAUAUGGUAAAGAUGGUCAAAUGUAGCAGCAAUUUUCCAUGUAACUUGAUUCCUGCUUCUGUAAAGGUGGAGACUAGUGAUCGUCAUAACACAGAGCCGUGCUUCUCUGUGCAGAAUAGAAAUCCAAUGCUAUCCCCAUGUGUUGGUAGCAAAAUAUCUCAUUGGAAAAUGUGUAAUGGCACCUCAAAACAUGUACUCUGUCUUUCCUGCGCAAUACAACCUCUCAGGAACCAAUAUAACACAACCUGUCGUUUGCAUGGAGUCAUCUACAAGGACAUUGUAGGAUCUGAGUAUGAUUGAUAAAUGAGGCCCAACGGAGCACAGUGUCAAUAAUCCAGUCAAACCACGAGUCAAUGACAAAAUACUGUAUAUCUGGGAACACCGACUACAGAUAUUUAAGGCAAAGACUGUUGGAAGCACCCUGUUUCAUCUCUGUGUCUUUGUGAUGGUACUAUGUAUUUUCUCUUUUUUGUAUCUUCUUUUUGCAUGGGCAUUUUUACCAACCAAACUGGUUUUCUUCUCUGGAUGUAUUUUGCAAUAUUUGAUGCUGUGGUGCAAGAGACUAGUUUAGCACUGUUAGGAGGCAGGCUUUUUACUUUCUUAUUGUCAUUGGGGUUGAUAUAUGUUCUUAUUGUUGGUAUUGAUAUUUACUGUGAUAGCCUGUCUUUGUAGAUUGGAUUGUAUUGAAUUAAUUUGUCUAGCUCAUAUAGUUCUGUCUGGAAAAAAAUAAAAAAUAUAACAAUCACACAAGAAUGUACCAAACAAUGUAUCUAUGAGCCAGUGACGUAUCCACUGGCUUUUUUAUUCAAUUUGACUUCACAAGUCUACUGUCUGUUUCUUAGAGAGAUCAAUUGUGACAUCUUAUUCUGUUGAGCUUGCAUAUGUGUUGUAUCUUCAAUAACAUUCAAAUAAAUAAACAAGAUCUUUGUUCUA
Molecule: messenger RNA, 3414 nt
Organism: Coregonus clupeaformis (lake whitefish)
Lineage: Eukaryota; Metazoa; Chordata; Actinopteri; Salmoniformes; Salmonidae
Product: noelin
Exons: 6
Coding region: 396-1772 (458 amino acids)
Biological process (GO): signal transduction
Source: RefSeq, a predicted model, not a curated record